GGGCGGGGCAGCACUGCAGCAGUGCGCCUCUCCAGCAGCUGUCUCCGGUAAUGUUCCACAGAUACACCCGCCCCUCUCCUCCCUGGCCCCCAGACAGGUGGUCGGACUGUGCGCCCUCAUCCUUCCUAUUAGAAUAAGGAGAAAUAUAUAGAUCUGCUGUCAAAAGGGAAGGCUCGGCUGGCGCAGGCGCGUCCCCGAUGGACUUCCAGCGUGUGACCUCGGCGAUCACCGGGCGGCCAGCAGGAGGAGAGGAGCGCACCGGGAGAGCCCCGCAGAUCGGAUUCCUCCAGAUGCCCAAGAGGAGUCAGCGCGCGGAGGGAUGAGAUGCACGAGUAGGGAGCUGACACGAUUUAGGUGGGAUUUUUCAUCCGCGCGGCGGAAGGAUCAUUUCUGACAAUCCUCCGGUCUAGAGAAGUUCCCCUGGGAGAGAGAGCGAGAGGGAGGGGAGGUGGUGGUGGUGGGGGGUUCACUAUGGCUUCAGGCGCCGGUAAGGCUGCACAGUCCCCCGGGCCGGGCUCCACCGUGAACGGGACUGCGGCAGAGUUGGCCACCAUCGAGCAGGAGCUCUACGACAACCAGCUGCACAGCAAGAUGUGCAAGAAGAUCGCCCAGCUCACCAAGGUGAUUUACUCUCUGAACAUGAGGAACGAGGAGCAGGAAGCAGCCCUGCAGACCUUAAGCCACGCCCACCACGAUGAGCUGCACCGUAUACUGAUGGAGACGUGCCACGAAGGGGAGGGUUCGGUAUUAAGGACCCGCCUCCUUGAGCUUCAGGAGUCUUUGGAUGAGCAGCAGCGAGUUGGAGCUCAGGUUCAGGCAGACUUCGAGUUCUUCCGCAUCCAGGCAGAGGAGAGGGAGCGUGAAACGGAGGCAGAGCUGAGGAAAGAGUUUCAGAUGAAGCUCCGGGCUGCAGAGGAAGGACUCCUGGAGGCCAAGGCUGAGAUCAGCGCCACCCAGGAGGAGAGCCUGAGGUUGAGCAAAGAGCUGGAGAAAGCCGGGGAGCAGAUUGUGGAACUGACUGCUAAAUGUGAGGAGCUCCAAAGAGCAGCUGACGAGGAGAAAAGGAGAAAGCAAGAGGAGAGGGAAAGACAGGACGAGGAGAAAGAGAAACUGGAAGAGGAGAGGAGAACGGAGAAACAUGAUGACUUGGAAAGAAUGAAAGCCCUUUUGGAGGAGCUGCAGGCCCUGAAGGAGGAGAAGGAGCGAGCAGAGGAGGAGAAGAGGCGAGCGGUCAAAGAGGAGCGGGAGCAGUGGGAGCAAAAAGUGUAUGACCUCAAUGAGGAGAAAGAGCAGAUGAGAAAGACGAUUGAGUCAGAAUGGAGAGAGGAACGACAGAGGUGGGAGGAGAGGGAGGAGGAGGAGAAGAAGGGGAUGCACAGCGCUCUGCGGGAGAGAGUGAAGCGGGCUGAAGCGGAGGUGGAAGGCCAUCUGGAGAGGCUGGCUGAAAGCAAAAGGAACACAGUGAAGCUGCAGGAGAGGAUACAGGAUCUGGAGGAGGAGUUGGAGCUCGAUCGGAAGCGGGUGUCGGAGGCGGAGGCAGUGGUUAAACGGGCGGAGGAGGAGCUGGCCGUCGCUAAGGAGAGGCUGCUGCUGCAGGAAGACGAGCUGCAGAGCAGAGCAGAGGAGCUGCUGAACCGUGGGAGCUGUGAGGUGUGUGUGUGUGCUGAGCUGGAGGAGCUGAGAAGCCAGGUGAACCGCCUGCAGAGCCGGAACAGAGAGCUGGAGCUGCAGAGCAGUGGUAGAAACAGUGACCACGCCCGUCAGAUUCGCCAGCAUGCUGAAGCCCUGUCCAGUUUGCGCUCAGAGAUGGUGAGAGCCCAGACUGAGGAGCUGCGUCGUAUCCAGAAGCACGCAGACGAUGAAAGGGAAAAACUGCUGAAGGAGAUGGAAAAGGAGAGGACAAGCCUGCAGAAGGAGCGUCAGCAAGAAAAAGACCAGUUUGAGAAGGAGCGAAGCAAAAUCCGCAGAGAAAGAGACGAGGAAAAGGAGGCGCUCCAAAAACAAGUGGAGGAGAUCACAGAACGGCUGAGGAGAGAGAAAGAUGAAGAGGUGGACAGACUGCGUAAAGAACUAGACGUGGAGAGGGUUCGUGUCCGUUCUCAGCUGGACAAGACCAUCGAGCAGGUUGAGGUGGAGAGAGUCAACCUGCAGCAGAAGCUGGAGGAAGAGAAGAAGAGACUGGCGGAGAAGGCUGAGGAAGACAGGAAGCGGCUGAAGGAGCAGGUGCGGAAAGCGAUAGAGGAGGUGAUGAGGAGGCAUGCAGCGGAACUGAACAACGUCCAGGAAGCUCUGAGCUCAGAGAGGAGAACCAACCAAGAGGUUUGUGCUCGUUUGGAGGAGGAGAGACAAGCUGCUGAAGAGCUACGCAAAAGCCUGGAGAGAGAAAAAGAUGAGCUGAGGACAAAGCUGAAGGAUACCAACGCGGAGAUUCACAGGUUGGAGGCUGCGAUCCAACAGAACGGCGAGAAGGAAAAAGUGGCAGGUGAAGCUGCAGCGUCUUGCGGUCCUCGGUGCUCCCGGCUGGAGGAGGAGCUCGGUCAGGCUCGCAGUCGGCUGGCUCGAGCUCAAGAGGAGGCAGAGAGGCAACGUGACAGGCAGCAGAGAGAGAUAGCCUCCCUGAGGGCUGACAAGCACAGGCUGGAGGAGAAGGCCCUGGAACAGAGCCGGAUGAACACAGAGAGGAGCCUUCUGGAGCAGAGCCAGCGGCACAUGGAGGACCGCAUCAGGGCAGAGUGCGAAGAUCGUCUCAGAGCAGAGUUUAGGAUAGAGAUGAACGCAGCGGUUGCUGAGAGUGAACAGAGGUGGCAGGGCAGAGAGCAGGAGCUGCAGACCCAGGUAACUGAGCUGCAGGAUCAGCUGGCAGACCUGCAAGCAAAGAUGCAGGCGGAGAAAAAGACGGCGGGACAGGGAGAUGACAGCCAUGCCAACCCUGAAAUUGACAAGCUGAGGAAGGAGGUCCAAGACACCAAGGAGAUAAACAAGAAACUGAGGGAGCUGCUGCAGGAGCCUCAGAGCCAGUCCUUGGCAGAGGAGAGACACAGUCACGCCAUGGCGCUGCAGGCACUGGAGAGGCAGGCGAAGGAAGAUCUUCUGUCUGAGAUCAACCGGCUUCAGACGAUGCACCACCUGGAGCUCGACAAGCAGCGGGCAGAGCUAAACCAGCAGCACACCGAAUGGAGCCGACAGAUGACCCAGAGACAUAUGCAGCAGAUAGAGGACCUACAGGCCCAACUACAAGCACACACGCAGAUGAUGGCUCUCCAACAGGACCUGAAGCAGCAAAACCAGUACCAAGUCUUUGAACGACAGCUGGACGAGAGUCGCUGUGCCAUGCUUGAGCUUCAGAGAGAAAACAGGGCGCUGAAAAAGCAACUGCAGGAACGGUCUGUUAAGAAGAAUUCAGAGGUUGAAGAGAAAGAAGAGGAGAUCACAGAUGUGGGGAAGAACAGAGACGCUCAACUGGAGGAUGAAGCACAACGUCUGAAGGAGGAGGUGGAGAAACUGAGGGUGGAAAUGGAGAAACUGGAGGAGUCCCAAAAACACUGGGAGGAUAAGAAAGAGGAUGACCUGAAAGAAGAAGAGGUGGAUGAGGAAAAGAAGAAAGAGAGAGAGGAGGAGAAGAGAAGAGAGGAGGUGGAGGAGAUCAGGAGGGAGCACAAGAGGGAGAUGCAGAGUUUGGUUUCUGAGUACAGCAGCGCACAGAACCACCUGCAGGCUCGCAUAGUGGCAUUGGAGAAUGAACUGCGAGAGCGGGAGGAGCGCUGCAGGAGGAGGGAGCCUCGAUGUGAUGAUCUGUCACUUGGGAGACUCCAGGAGAGGCUGAUGGAGAGAGAUCAGCUCAUUAAAAGAUUAGUGGAAGAGAGGCAUCAGCUGCAGCUCCACCCUACCGUUGCCGGGGACAACAGCAGCCCCAGGCUCCGUGACAGCAAGUCCCGCCCCGGGAGCGUCACGCCGACCAUGAGGAGAAAGGAUGUGGAGUCUCCUCCUCGCACCACCAGCAUCCCCAGCAACGCUGCCUAUGACAGGAGCAUCUUCCUUUCCCAUUCCUCUUCCUCGUCUUCCUCCUCCACGAAUCCACACUCUUCCUCAACCCUUCCCCACCAGUCCAGCUCCCAUUCUCACGUCUCUCCCCACUACUCCACCUCCUCUCUUCCACACAAGCACACCUCCCUCUCCCUAGGCCAACAUUCCUCCCCGUCCCUCCCUCGCUCCCCCAGAUCCCGGACAUCCUGCAUCCCUCCCACCCCGGCGCCGACCGCUCCUCUGCCCGUCUGCCCCUCAUCUCAGACGGGUAUCCGAUACGUGUCCCCCUCCUGCCAUGAGGCACACUGGCACAUGCAGACCCAGUCAAUCAGAGGCCCAUACCUGGAGCAGAGGGGGACAGAAGGGCUGAAGCAGGAGUGGUUCACCAAAUACUUCUCCUUCUGAGCACAAAUAUAUGUUAAACACUAUUAACACACACAGAAGCUGCAAAAACAUCUCAUAUAAACGAUUCAUUGCUUCUUUUACAGAGACAGACUGCUUCCAACACACAGACAAAACCUUUAAAGCACAGCCGUUCACACAGACAUAUUUAUGGGCUCAUCACCAGCAAGGCCAUCAAACAUUGCCUCAAAGCUCAACCAAAAAGUGCUUCUCAACACAUGCCUGACCUCUUCUCAGAUCAUAAGUCUGCCAGAUAAAACUUUGUAUAUUUGGUUUUCAUUUAAGGCAGUCUUCCUUUUUUUUUUUUUUUUUUUUUUUUUUUAAAACACCAUUUUCUCAUCAGUUACUUUGGGCAAGUGAGCUUUUUUUCUUGUUUUCUAACCAACAAACCUUGUUAAGAGUGGAAGCGGUUAUCAUAUUUAAUCCAGAGCCACAUAAAAUUGCAAACCUAUGUUUGUUUUGAUGCAAAAAUGUAUGAUACCCUUAAUGAAAUAUGAAUAAACAUAUUUUGUUUUUG
Messenger RNA from Cyprinodon tularosa, 4942 nucleotides. RefSeq names its product family with sequence similarity 184 member B (gene fam184b). The record is from RefSeq and is a predicted model, not a curated record. The transcript has 18 exons. The coding region runs from base 472 to 4428 and encodes 1318 amino acids. NCBI's taxonomy places the organism in Eukaryota, Metazoa, Chordata, Actinopteri, Cyprinodontiformes, Cyprinodontidae.